AUGUUUGAGGAAUAUUAUUAGAAAUAUUUGAGAAUAGAAUCAAAUAUACCUGAAGAAUAAAGAUAGAAAUUAAACUUUCUGAUAUUUUCAAUAAAGAAUAAUGUAAAUACUGAAAUUGAAAUAAAUCCUGAAAAUUAUCCUGACUUAGAAAUAGAUGAAAUAUAAGGAUUAUUUAAUUUACCAAUUGAAGCAUAAAAGAGCAUGUUUUGUUCAGUGUUUAAAAGUUUAGAAUUAGAGGAUGAUUCAAAAAUAUUUGGAGAAUUACAUGUAAAAGGAGAGAUGUUAGGAAUAUGGAGAACAAAGAAAUUAGAAUUGAAUUUAACUCAUAAAAAGUUAAUAGUGCCUAGAAAAGAGGGUAAUGUAGAAAUGUAAUUAUAAAAAUAUGGAAUAAUAUGGGUAGGAUAGAAGAAAAUCAAGAGUUUACAUUAUUGUUUUAUUUUAUUAGCACAUAGUUAAGCAAUAUAUGAUUAUUAUAAGUAAUUGAUAUUGGGUUCUGAUGAUGAAGAAUAUGCAAAGAAAUGGUUUAAUCUAUUAAAUGGUAUAUGUGAUUCAAAAUCUAAAAAACAAAGAAGGAUGAGUGUUGAAUUUACAAAAUAAAUGAUUGGUAAUUCUGCAUUAACUAAAUCUGAUUAAUUCGACUUAAGCAAAAGUGAUAAUUAUAAUGAAAGUUGUUUAUCUUCUAAACCAGAGAAAAAGGAUAUGUAAAGAAUAUUGGAAUAGUCUGAGUCUCCAGAUAACUAAAAAAAGGAUUCGUAAGAGACUUUCACUUGUUUCAAAGAAGAAGAUAAAAGCUAAUUCAAUGCAUAAAUUCCAUAGAAUAUAAAAGAAUGUAUUCCAAAAUUAACAAAUAUACCUUGGUAUUUGUGUGAUGUGACUGUAAAUAAAUUUAAAUAAGGAGAGUUUUAUAAAGUAGGAAAUAAUGUAUAUAAAAGUGUAUCUAAAAAAGGAUUGUAUUAAGUUCAGAUUAUUUUAGAACAUGAUAUAGAUAUAGUAAAACAUUUUCUUUAUGAAGGAUUUGGAUUCAAUAAAUUUAUAAUAAAAGAGUGGACAAUGUUUGAUUAUGAAGAUUAUAAGGUUGUAGAUUAAACUAGAAUCUAAUCAAUAUUUGGUUAUGGCAGAGAAAAAUAAAUAUAUCUAAUGAGACAUAAGUCAUAAGAGUGUAUUAUAGAAAAAUAACUUAAUACACUUAAUCCUAUAUAUUCAAUAGCUAAAUUAUUCAAAAAAACAAAAAAUUCAUUAUAUAAUGGAUUAUAAUAAAGAAAUCAAAAUAAUUCUAAUGAUUUAUUAACAUAAUCAACAAUUGUUUAGAUUCUAUGUUAAUUAGAUGAAAAUAUCUUUUUAGAUACUUAAAAUAUUGCAUAUAUGGAAUAAUAUCAUGGUUUAAAAGACUAUAUUGAUUAUAUAAUAAAUUUUAGAGAUCUUAAUUUUGAUUAAUAACAAAUUUAAACUCUUAAUAUGUAAUUGUCAAAUAAAUCAGAAGAUCUUAUUAUAUAAAAAAUUGAUUAAUCAAUUGAAUUAGAAAGGAGAGUUCCAAACAAUAUAAUGGAACUUUUAGAGUUUGUUUAAGAAAACAAACAUUGGAAUGCAUGUUUGAAAAAAUAAUUUUAAAUGGAGCCAAUUUAAGUAGAGUAAAAGUUCAUGAAAAGUACUUCAGAAGGUCAUUUCUUAUUAAAAAAUGAUUGGAAAGUAGAUUAAAAUUAAGGUGGUUUAUUAUAUGUAGAUUAAGUUGGAUUAAGAGAAUAGAGAAAAGUAUUUUCUUACUUGUUGUCAUAAAUAGGAUGUAAUAUAGCUUCUGGUAAGUCUAUAAUGAGUAUUAGUUUACCAGUUUAUGUAUUUGAAAAAUAAAGUAAUUUGUAGAGAUAUGCAAAUUCAUUAACUUAUUUAUAAUAUUUAGAUGAAGCAGCAGUUUAAAUAGAUUAUUUAUUUUAAUUUAAAAACUUCUUAUCAUAUGGAUAUGGUACAAUAAUUCUUUAUUUGAAUAUGUGGAAACCAUUUAAUCCUAUACUGGGUGAAACAUAUUCUGGAUUUAUUAAUGGAUGUCCUAUUUAUGGAGAAUAAGUAUCACAUCAUCCACCAAUUAGUAAUUUAUUAAUAUAUGGAAAAGGAUAUAGGUAUAGAAUCUAUAUUAUAAUAAUAGAGUAAAUCAUCGUUUAUGUACUAUAGCUAGUAUAUCUGCUAAUUCAGUUAGUGGAAUCAAUUAAGGAUAUACAAAAGUAUUAUUCUAUGAAUCUAAUAAUGAAUUCAUUUUCUUACCUUGUUCUGGAUUAUAUACUGGUACAUUGUAUGGUAAUAAACUAUUCUAAAUGGUUGGUAAAUUUCAUGUUAUUGAUUUGAAACACAAAUUAGUAGCUGAAAUCAAAUUGAAUCCCUAUCCAAGUUCAAUUUGGAAAUAAAGAAGAGAUCAUUUAGAUGAUUAUUUUGAAGGUUUUAUCUAUGAAGUUAAUGAUCAAUUUAUUAAAAGAUUCUAAAAUGAUGGAUAUCUCAAAUUUAAAGAAUUAAAAUAAAAUGAAAUUGUUAGAUCAAUUUCAAAUAUUAAUGGAAUCUGGCAUAAAAAUAUGUUUAUUGAUAAUUAAGAAAUAUGGAAUAUUAAUACUCAACCUUAUAUAUUAGAGGAUGAAGAGUAUUUAUUCAACUCAUCAUACUUAGUAAUCCUUUACCAUCUGAUUCGAAUUUUAGAGAAGAUUUGAUUGCAUGGAAAACAUCAAACUUUCAUUUAGCUAUGAAAAUCAAAAUCAAAAUGGAAGAAUAACAAAGAUCUGAUGCUAAAUUAAGAAAAAAACAUUGA
Molecule: messenger RNA, 2785 nt
Organism: Paramecium sonneborni
Lineage: Eukaryota; Ciliophora; Oligohymenophorea; Peniculida; Parameciidae
Source: the annotation of a GenBank genome assembly